UUGUGGCCGGGCUCGCGGUGUUUGUGGCAAUCGACGCAGUCGACGUCACUUUUCCGUCAGCACAACUUGUUGAGUGCCGGCUUGGUUUUUCACGCAUUCUCGACGACACCGCCAGCCUCUACAGGGCCGACCUGCGAAAUGGCCAGCGCCGCCAACCAACGGGAUCCUGCCUCGGACCAGCUCUGCGAGUACAAAAAAUCAGUGCAGGGAGACCCUCCGACCCUUUUGGCUGGAAAUGGAGCUCCCGUCGGUGAUAAAACGAAUUCUGUCACCGUUGGACCACGAGGACCUAUACUCAUCCAAGACUAUGUCUAUCUCGACGAAAUGUCUCACUUUAACCGAGAAAGAAUCCCCGAAAGGGUGGUGCACGCCAAAGGAGCCGGUGCUUUCGGUUACUUCGAAGUAACCCACGAUAUAACCAAGUACACCAAGGCUAAGGUUUUCUCGAAACUCGGCAAGCAGACCCCGAUUGCCGUGCGCUUCUCUACCGUUGGGGGAGAGAGUGGCUCCGCGGAUACCGUGAGAGACCCGCGAGGGUUCGCAGUCAAGUUUUACACGGACGAAGGCAUUUGGGAUCUCGUUGGGAAUAACACGCCGAUUUUCUUCAUCAAGGAUCCGCUGAUGUUCCCGAGCUUCAUCCACACGCAGAAGAGGAACCCCGUAACGCACUUGAAGGAUGCUGACAUGUUUUGGGAUUUCUUGUCGUUGAGGCCGGAGUCGACUCAUCAAGUGAUGUUUUUGUUCAGCGACCGCGGCAUACCGGACGGUUACCGUCACAUGCACGGCUUCGGCUCUCACACCUUCAAGCUCGUCAACGACAAAAAUGAGAUGGUUUACUGCAAAUUCCACUACAAGACGAACCAAGGGAUUAAGAACAUUCCAGUCGAUAAGGCAGCCGAGCUGAGCGCAUCCGAUCCCGACUACGGAAUUCGCGAUCUGUACGAUGCCAUCGCCGAGGGCAAGUACCCCUCUUACACAUUUUCCGUGCAGAUAAUGACGCCCCAACAGGCCGAGAAGUUCCAGUGGAAUCCCUUCGACGUGACAAAGGUCUGGCCGCACAAGGAUUACCCUCUGAUGCCGGUCGGCAAGUUGGUGCUGAACAAGAACCCGGAUAACUACUUUACCGACGUCGAGCAAGCGGCCUUUGAUCCGGCUCACAUGGUACCCGGCAUCGAGCCCAGCCCCGACAAGAUGCUGCAGGGCCGGCUCUUCGCUUACGGGGACACCCACAGGUAUCGCCUGGGUGUCAACCACCUCCAGCUACCCGUCAACUGUCCCUACAAGGUACGUAUCAUGUCGGCCACGAACUACCAGCGCGACGGCUUCAUGGCGCACAACAACCAGAAGGGCGCGCCCAACUACUACCCCAACAGCUUUUGCGGCCCCGAGGACUGUCCGGCCGUGAAGGCCCCGAGUUACUUUGUGAGCGGGGACGUCGAGCGCCACCAGCCCGUCAACGAGGACGACUUUGGCCAGCCCAGGACCUUCUGGCGCGAGACCCUCAAGGAGGACGAGAAGCAGCGCCUGGUCGACAACAUAGUCGGCCACCUGAAGAACGCCUCGCUGUUCAUCGUCGAACGAGCUCUCAAGAACUUUGGCAACGUCGACGUCGAUCUCCAGAAGAGACUCACCGCGGGCCUGCGCCAACAAGGCUUGCCGAUCAAUCUGUCCGGCAAACUGGCCAAUCUCUAAUCCGUCUUCUCUCUCCCCCCCUCUCUUGUCUUUGUUACGUUUUGUUUUCAAUAAUACCUCGUGUUAUACGCAUAUGUAUGUACAUCGUUUUGCAAUCACCGUAUAAUCACACGCUUAUUGUAUACUCACUAUAAUAAUAAUAAUAUAUAGUUAUACCUCUCCUGUCUGUAAUACCAUUGUUACACGCGUUUUUCUUGUCUUGCUUUGUUUUGUACCUUCGUUUCUGUGGUGGUCAAUAAAAAGUUCUUCAUAUA
Messenger RNA from Copidosoma floridanum, 1946 nucleotides. RefSeq names its product catalase (gene Cat). Gene Ontology annotation, biological process: response to hydrogen peroxide; hydrogen peroxide catabolic process. Gene Ontology annotation, cellular component: cytoplasm; mitochondrion; peroxisome. The record is from RefSeq and is a predicted model, not a curated record. Gene Ontology annotation, molecular function: catalase activity; heme binding. NCBI's taxonomy places the organism in Eukaryota, Metazoa, Arthropoda, Insecta, Hymenoptera, Encyrtidae.